Messenger RNA from Lepus europaeus (European hare), 1162 nucleotides. RefSeq names its product collectin subfamily member 11 (gene COLEC11). The transcript is spliced from 7 exons. Bases 91 to 924 code for a protein of 277 amino acids. The record is from RefSeq and is a predicted model, not a curated record. Lineage: Eukaryota; Metazoa; Chordata; Mammalia; Lagomorpha; Leporidae.
GGCUCCCAGGAGCAGUGUCCUCCAGGAACGGGGACCGGCAGGACGCCCCUCGCGAGUGUGCUCAGGAGGCAGUGUCCUGCCGCACUCAGGAUGAAGCUGGACCUGGCUCUUUCCGGCACUCUCAUCAGCCUGGCCGUGUUGGUGCUGCUGCCUCCUGGAUGUGCCCAGCAGGCUGCGGACGACGCCUGCUCGGUGCAGAUCCUCGUCCCGGGCCUCAAAGGGGACGCGGGGGAGAAGGGGGACAAAGGCGCCCCAGGACGGCCUGGACGAGUCGGCCCCACGGGAGAAAAAGGAGACAUGGGGGACAAAGGACAGAAAGGCAGUGUGGGUCGUCAUGGAAAGAUUGGUCCCAUUGGUGCUAAAGGUGAAAAAGGAGAUUCUGGUGACAUAGGACCCCCUGGUCCAAAUGGAGAACCAGGCAUCCCGUGUGAGUGCAGCCAGCUCCGCAAGGCCAUUGGCGAGAUGGACAACCAGGUCACCCAGCUGACAAGCGAGCUGAAGUUCAUAAAAAAUGCCCUGCCCUCCCCCGCAGCUGUGGCCGGCGUGCGGGAGACGGACAGCAAGCUGUACCUGCUGGUGAAGGAGGAGAAGAGGUACGCAGACGCCCAGCUGUCCUGCCAGGGCCGCGGCGGCACGCUGGGCAUGCCCAAGGACGAAGCGACCAACGGGCUCAUGGCCGCGUACAUGGCGCAGGCGGGCCUGGCACGCGUCUUCAUCGGCAUCAACGACCUGGAGCAGGAGGGCGCCUUCGUGUACUCGGACCGCACGCCUGUGCAGGCCUUCAGCAAGUGGCGCAGCGGCGAGCCCAACAACGCCUACGACGAGGAGGACUGCGUGGAGAUGGUGGCCUCCGGGGGCUGGAACGACGUGGCCUGCCACAUCACCAUGUACUUCCUGUGCGAGUUCGACAAGGAGAGCGUGUGAGCCAGGCUGCGGGUCCUCCCGCCUUGUGCCAGCUCACGGCUGGGGGCUUUAACCCGCACUGGGACAGACGCCGGGUCUUCAGUCACUUCUUUCUCUCUGAGCUCUGUGGGAGAGCAGGUGCACUUCACUUCAGCGAGGUUGAAAGACAGGUUCCCUCUCGCUAUUACCCAGGUAGGGACUGUUUGCUUUUGCUGUAAGCCCAGACUUCAGGUAACCAAAAUAAAUUCUCCAAACUUUA